ACUGUAGCUGGAAAUGUACAGCACUCUGUGCUGUUGGGGUGUCUGUGCUUCUGGCAAUACUACUGUCUUAUUUUAUAGCAAUGCAUCUAUUUGGCCUCAACUGGCAGUUACAACAGACUGAAAAUGACACGUUUGAAAAUGGAAAAGUGAAUUCUGAGACUGUGCCAACACACACUGUAUCAUUACCUUCUGGUGAAAAUGGUAAAUUAGGAUUUGCACAGGAAAAUAACACUAUAGAUUCUGGAGAACUUGAUAUAGGUCGAAGAGCAACACAAGAUGUUCCACCUGGGAUCUUCUGGCGGUCACAAGUCUUUAUUGAUCAACCACAGUUUCUAAAAUUCAAUAUCUCCCUUCAGAAAGAUGCUUUGAUUGGAGUAUAUGGCCGAAAAGGUUUACCGCCUUCACAUACACAAUAUGAUUUUGUAGAACUUUUGGAUGGGAGCCGAUUGAUUGCAAAGGAGCAGCGUAACCUUCUUGAGACAGAGAGAGCAGGCAGACAGACAAGAUCUGUUAGCCUUCAUGAAGCGGGGUUCAUUCAGUAUUUGGAUGCUGGGAUCUGGCACCUGGCUUUUUACAACGAUGGAAAAAAUGCAGAGCAAGUGUCUUUUAAUACAAUUGUUAUAGAGUCUGUGGUUGAAUGCCCUCGAAAUUGCCAUGGAAACGGAGAAUGUGUUUCAGGAUCAUGCCAUUGUUUUGCUGGCUUUCUUGGCCCCGAUUGUUCAAGAGCAGCCUGCCCAGUAUUGUGUAGUGGCAAUGGGCAGUACUCCAAAGGACGUUGCUUAUGCUAUAGUGGUUGGAAGGGUACUGAGUGUGAUGUGCCUACCACCCAGUGCAUUGACCCUCAAUGUGGAGGUCGUGGGAUUUGUAUUAUGGGCUCUUGUGCCUGCAACUCUGGAUACAAAGGAGAAAACUGUGAAGAAGCUGAUUGUUUAGAUCCAGUCUGUUCAAAUCAUGGUGUAUGUAUCCAUGGAGAAUGUCACUGUAAUCCAGGUUGGGGUGGUAACAACUGUGAAAUACUGAAGACACUGUGUCCGGACCAGUGCUCUGGCCAUGGCACGUAUCUACAAGAAAGUGGCACUUGUAAUUGUGAUCCUAAUUGGACUGGCCCUGAUUGCUCUAAUGAAAUCUGCUCUGUAGACUGCGGUGCUCACGGUGUCUGCAUGGGUGGAACGUGUCGAUGUGAAGAAGGUUGGGCUGGAGCAUCUUGCAAUCAAAGAGCAUGCCAUCCUCGGUGUGCUGAACAUGGAACCUGUAAAGAUGGGAAAUGUGAAUGCAGCCAAGGCUGGAAUGGCGAGCACUGCACAAUUGCUCACUAUUUGGAUAAAAUAGUUAAAGACAAGAUAGGAUAUAAAGAGGGAUGCCCUGGCCUGUGUAAUAGCAAUGGAAGAUGUACUCUUGACCAAAAUGGCUGGCAUUGUGUUUGUCAGCCUGGAUGGAGGGGAGCAGGAUGUGAUGUCGCCAUGGAAACUUUAUGUACUGACAGCAAGGACAAUGAAGGAGAUGGAUUAGUUGACUGCAUGGAUCCUGACUGCUGUUUGCAGAGUUCCUGCCAAAACCAGCCUUUCUGUCGAGGAUUGCCUGACCCACAAGAUAUUAUUAGCCAAAGUCAGCAAUCACCAUCUCAGCAAGCUGCUAAAUCCUUUUAUGAUCGGAUUGGUUUUCUUAUAGGACCAGAAAGCACACAUGUUAUUCCUGGGGAAAGCCCAUUCAAUAGGAGUCUUGCAUCUGUUAUAAGAGGUCAAGUAUUAACAGCAGAUGGAACACCACUAAUUGGAGUUAAUGUCUCCUUUUUACAUUAUCCUGACUUUGGUUAUACGAUCACUCGUCAAGAUGGAAUGUUUGACUUGGUGGCAAAUGGUGGUGCAUCAUUAACUUUAGUAUUUGAACGAUCACCAUUCCUUACUCAGUACCAUACAGUCUGGAUUCCAUGGAACGUCUUCUAUGUCAUGGACACUCUUGUCAUGAAGAAGGAGGAGAAUGACAUUCCUAGCUGCGAUCUGAGUGGAUUUGUGAAACCAAAUCCCGUAAUUGUAUCAUCACCUUUAUCUACCUUGUUCAGGAUCUCUCCCGAAGACAGCACUAUUAUUCCUGAGACACAGGUGCUCCAUGAAGAAACUGCAAUACCAGGAACUGAUCUGAAAUUGUCAUACUUAAGCUCCCGAGCGGCGGGGUAUAAAUCUGUACUUAAGAUCACAAUGACACAGUCUGUGAUACCAUUUAAUUUAAUGAAAGUUCAUCUCAUGGUGGCAGUAGUAGGAAGACUUUUCCAAAAAUGGUUCCCUGCAUCCCCAAAUUUGGCUUAUACAUUUAUAUGGGAUAAAACUGAUGCAUAUAAUCAAAAGGUCUAUGGUUUAUCUGAAGCUGUUGUAUCUGUUGGUUAUGAAUAUGAAUCUUGUUUGGAUCUAACAUUGUGGGAAAAACGUACAGCCAUUCUACAAGGUUAUGAACUGGAUGCCUCCAACAUGGGUGGAUGGACACUGGACAAACACCACGUAUUAGAUGUUCAAAAUGGAAUCCUGUAUAAAGGCAAUGGGGAAAAUCAGUUUAUCUCUCAGCAACCACCUGUUGUUAGUAGUAUAAUGGGUAAUGGCCGACGGCGCAGCAUUUCUUGCCCAAGUUGCAAUGGUCAAGCAGAUGGCAAUAAACUCUUGGCUCCAGUUGCCCUAGCUUGUGGAAUUGAUGGAAGCCUGUAUGUAGGAGAUUUCAACUAUGUUCGACGGAUAUUCCCAUCUGGAAAUGUAACAAGUGUACUUGAACUAAGAAAUAAAGAUUUUAGACAUAGCAGUAAUCCCGCUCACAGAUACUAUCUUGCAACUGAUCCAGUCACAGGAGAAUUGUAUGUUUCUGAUACAAAUACAAGACGGAUUUAUCGUCCAAAAUCACUUACAGGAGCAAAAGAUCUGACAAAAAAUGCUGAUGUAGUAGCAGGGACUGGAGAACAGUGCCUUCCAUUUGAUGAAGCACGAUGUGGCGAUGGUGGCAAGGCUGUAGAAGCUACUCUGAUGAGUCCGAAAGGAGUGGCAGUAGAUAAGAAUGGAUUAAUCUAUUUUGUUGAUGGGACUAUGAUCAGGAAAGUGGACCAAAAUGGAAUAAUAUCAACAUUACUUGGUUCAAAUGAUCUGACUUCCGCGCGACCAUUAACAUGUGACACCAGCAUGCAUAUCAGCCAGGUACGUCUGGAGUGGCCAACAGAUUUAGCUAUCAACCCAAUGGAUAACUCCAUAUAUGUGCUGGAUAACAACGUAGUGCUUCAAAUUACAGAAAAUCGGCAAGUCCGUAUAGCUGCUGGAAGGCCAAUGCACUGCCAGGUCCCUGGAGUGGAAUAUACAGUUGGAAAACAUGCAGUACAAACUACCUUAGAAUCAGCCACGGCUAUUGCUUUAUCUUAUAAUGGGGUGCUUUACAUUACGGAAACAGAUGAAAAAAAGAUAAACAGAAUAAGACAAGUAACAACUGAUGGAGAAAUCUCAUUAGUUGCUGGAAUACCUUCUGAAUGUGACUGCAAAAAUGAUGUUAACUGUGACUGCUAUCAAAAUGGUGAUGGCUAUGCUAAAGAUGCCAAACUCAGUGCCCCUUCUUCCUUAGCUGUAUCACCUGAUGGAACACUGUAUAUUGCAGACCUUGGAAAUAUUCGAAUAAGAGCUGUGUCAAAGAACAAACCAUUACUGAAUUCCAUGAACUUUUAUGAAGUUGCUUCUCCAACUGAUCAGGAGCUCUAUAUCUUUGAUGUCAAUGGCACUCAUCAGUACACAAUGAAUUUAGUCACAGGAGACUAUCUGUACAAUUUUAGCUACAGUAAUGACAAUGAUAUAACUGCAGUUACUGACAGCAAUGGAAAUACCCUUCGUAUUAGGCGUGACCCCAAUCGGAUGCCAGUAAGAGUAGUAUCUCCGGACAAUCAAGUCAUCUGGUUAACCAUAGGAACCAACGGUUGCUUAAAAAAUAUGAUAGCACAAGGACAGGAACUAGUCUUGUUCACAUAUCAUGGCAACAGUGGACUCCUAGCAACUAGAAGUGAUGAAAUUGGAUGGACGACAUUUUUUGACUAUGACAGUGAAGGCAGAUUGACCAAUGUCACAUUUCCAACUGGAGUGGUCACUAAUCUACAUGGAGAAAUGGAAAGGGCUAUUACUGUAGACAUUGAAUCAUCUAGCAGAGAGGAUGAUGUCAGCAUCACUUCAAAUUUAUCCUCAAUUGAUUCUUUCUAUACAAUGGUCCAAGAUCAGUUAAGAAAUAGCUACCAGAUUGGAUAUGAUGGGUCUCUCAGAAUCAUCUAUGCCAGUGGUCUGGAUACACACUACCAAACAGAACCACAUGUUUUAGCAGGUACAGCCAAUCCAACUGUAGCAAAAAGAAAUAUGACUCUUCCUGGAGAAAAUGGACAGAAUUUAGUGGAGUGGAGAUUUCGAAAAGAACAAGCACAAGGCAAAGUGAAUGUGUUUGGCCGUAAGCUCAGAGUUAAUGGUAGGAACCUCCUUUCAGUUGACUUUGAUCGGACUUCAAAGACAGAGAAGAUUUAUGAUGAUCACCGAAAAUUUCUACUGAGAAUCGUCUAUGAUACUUCAGGACAUCCAACACUCUGGUUCCCAAGCAGCAAGCUUAUGGCUGUCAAUGUUACCUAUUCAUCUACAGGUCAAAUUGGUAGCAUCCAACGAGGCACAACUAGUGAAAAAGUAGAUUAUGAUGGACAGGGAAGGAUUGUAUCUAGAGUAUUUGCUGAUGGUAAAACAUGGAGUUACACGUAUCUUGAAAAGUCAAUGGUUCUCUUACUGCAUAGCCAACGGCAGUAUAUCUUUGAAUAUGACUUACUGGAUCGGCUUUCUGCAAUAACCAUGCCCAGUGUAGCUCGCCACACUAUGCAGACUAUCCGUUCUAUUGGCUACUAUCGGAACAUCUAUAAUCCUCCAGAAAGCAAUGCCUCUGUCAUCAUGGAUUACAAUGAAGAAGGACAGCUGUUACAAACUGCUUUCUUGGGCACAAGCCGGAGAGUCUUGUUCAAAUACAGAAGGCAGACCAGGCUUUCUGAAAUUCUGUAUGAUAGCACAAGAGUGAGUUUUACUUAUGAUGAGACAGCAGGAGUUCUAAAAACAGUAAACCUCCAGAGUGAUGGCUUUAUUUGCACCAUUAGAUACAGGCAAAUUGGUCCAUUGAUUGACAGGCAAAUUUUCCGCUUUAGUGAAGAUGGAAUGGUAAAUGCCCGAUUUGACUACAGCUAUGACAAUAGCUUCAGAGUGACUAGCAUGCAAGGUGUUAUCAAUGAAACUCCAUUGCCUAUUGAUCUCUACCAAUUUGAUGACAUAUCUGGAAAAGUUGAGCAGUUUGGAAAAUUUGGGGUUAUUUAUUAUGAUAUUAAUCAGAUAAUUUCAACAGCUGUAAUGACUUACACAAAACACUUUGAUGCUCAUGGUCGCAUAAAGGAAAUUCAGUAUGAAAUAUUCCGUUCACUUAUGUACUGGAUUACAAUUCAGUAUGACAACAUGGGCCGAGUAACUAAAAGAGAAAUUAAAAUAGGCCCAUUUGCUAACACUACCAAGUAUGGUUAUGAAUAUGAUGUUGAUGGCCAGCUACAGACAGUUUACCUUAAUGAGAAAAUAAUGUGGCGCUACAACUACGAUUUGAAUGGCAAUCUCCACUUGUUGAAUCCAAGUAGUAGUGCUCGAUUGACACCACUGCGAUACGAUCUAAGGGACAGAAUCACUCGACUUGGUGAUGUUCAAUACCGGUUAGAUGAAGAUGGAUUCCUGCGACAGAGGGGCACUGAGAUAUUUGAAUACAGUUCAAAGGGCCUCCUUACCAGAGUUUAUAGCAAAGGCAGUGGAUGGACAGUGAUAUAUCGUUAUGAUGGACUUGGAAGACGUGUUUCCAGUAAAACUAGCCUGGGGCAGCAUCUUCAAUUUUUUUAUGCAGAUCUCACAUAUCCAACAAGAAUAACUCAUGUGUAUAAUCACUCAAGCUCUGAAAUCACUUCUCUCUAUUAUGACUUGCAAGGACAUUUAUUUGCCAUGGAGAUUAGCAGCGGAGAUGAGUUCUACAUCGCCUCAGACAAUACUGGAACCCCCCUGGCUGUUUUCAGUAGUAAUGGUCUAAUGCUGAAGCAGAUUCAAUACACUGCCUAUGGCGAAAUCUAUUUUGAUUCUAACCUUGAUUUCCAGUUGGUGAUAGGAUUCCAUGGAGGUCUUUAUGACCCACUAACCAAACUAAUUCAUUUUGGUCAAAGAGAUUAUGACAUAUUGGCAGGCCGUUGGACUACACCUGAUAUUGAAAUUUGGAAAAAAAUAGGAAAAGAUCCAGCUCCUUUUAACCUGUACAUGUUUAGAAAUAACAAUCCAGCCAGCAGAAUACAUGAUGUGAAAGAUUAUAUCACAGAUGUUAACAGCUGGCUGGUGACAUUUGGUUUUCAUCUACACAAUGCGAUCCCAGGUUUCCCUGUGCCUAAAUUUGAUUUAACUGAACCCUCCUAUGAACUUGUGAAGAGCCAGCAAUGGGAUGAUGUACCGCCAAUUUCUGGAGUGCAACAAGAAGUGGCAAGGGAAGCAAAGGCUUUCUUAUCCCUGGGAAAGAUGGCAGAAGUCCAGAUCAGCAAGCGCAGACCUGGGAGUGAGAAAUCCUGGUUGUGGUUUGCAACUGUGAAAUCUUUAAUUGGAAAAGGAGUAAUGCUUGCUGUCAAUCAAGGCAAAGUACAGACCAACGUGCUUAACAUUGCAAAUGAGGAUUGUAUCAAAGUGGCAGCUGUUCUGAAUAGUGCAUACUACCUGGAAAACCUGCACUUCACUGUUGAGGGAAAGGAUACGCAUUAUUUCAUUAAAACCACUUCACCCGAGAGUGACCUGGGCACGCUGAGAUUGACGAGUGGCCGGAAGGCACUGGAGAAUGGCAUCAAUGUCACAGUUUCCCAGUCCACUACUGUAGUGAAUGGCAGAACUCGUAGGUUUGCUGAUGUUGAAAUGCAGUACGGUGCACUGGCUCUUCAUGUCCGCUAUGGCAUGACGCUUGAUGAGGAGAAGGCACGGAUAUUAGAACAGGCUAGGCAAAGGGCUCUUUCCAAUGCCUGGGCCAGAGAACAGCAACGAGUGAGAGAUGGGGAGGAAGGGGCCAGGCUAUGGACAGAAGGGGAAAAGAGGCAACUUUUGAGUGCUGGAAAAGUUCAAGGAUAUGAUGGGUACUAUGUACUCUCUGUUGAGCAAUACCCCGAAUUAGCUGACAGUGCUAACAAUAUACAGUUUCUUAGACAAAGUGAGAUUGGAAAGAGGUAACACAUCGGUUGAGCUUGGCCUGCCAAAGAGACGGACCCUGUGCCAGUGUCUUCUAAGAGAGGAGACCAAAUAGUUUGCUGCAUUAUUACUUGAGCCUAAAUAUACAUCUUUGCUCAGAUUUUUCUGUAGCACAAUCUGAAUGGACUCUACAACAAAGAGAGAGCCUUCCAGAAGAAUGAUAAUAUUAAAAAGAAAAACUGGAGUUGUGGUUUUUUUUUUCUGAAUGACCUUAAAGGUGAUCUGCUUUAAAGAAUAUGUUUACAUAUGCAUAUCGCUGCACUCAAGUUGGACUGAAAAUACUAAAAAGAAAGAUCUAAAGAGUUUCCAACUGGCUGAGUAUUCCAGUAACUAAGAAAGAAAGCGAUAACAGUGUUUCCAAAUAUUACUAAAUUGUUGACUUUUACUUACAAAAAUUAGUAUUUUUUCCUACUCCUCCUCCUCCUUCUUCCCCUUUCUCCUCCUCUCCUGCUGACUCCCUUUCUCUGCCUAGGAUGUGGUAUAUAAUCUCUGUUCAUGUUAAGCGCGGGACAAGACUCUUUGUGUAUGGACAUCCCAAUGGCUUUAACAGUGCUGCUUUUUGAAAGGACACUGGCACAAGCAAUUUAUUCUACAAUCAAAAUUUGGUAAUGGAUUUUACGGUGAUCAUGGGGUUUACCUUGGGGAAAAUGGCAAAUAGAAUUCUUGUCACAGAAGCAAAGGAAGCUUGAUUUUUUUGUAAAUUAUGUGAGACAAGUUGUUUAUGGAUUUUUAUAUAAAUUACAAUUUACUGUACAUCAAAUAUUAGUCUCAGAGGAGUUAAUUUAUGUAAAGUGUUUAAAAAGUUUAUACUUAAAUAAAAUAAUAAAAAUAUGCA
Molecule: messenger RNA, 8106 nt
Organism: Thamnophis sirtalis
Lineage: Eukaryota; Metazoa; Chordata; Lepidosauria; Squamata; Natricidae
Source: RefSeq, a predicted model, not a curated record